Messenger RNA from Phymastichus coffea, 2853 nucleotides. RefSeq names its product ionotropic receptor 93a (gene Ir93a). The record is from RefSeq and is a predicted model, not a curated record. Gene Ontology annotation, cellular component: membrane. Gene Ontology annotation, biological process: monoatomic ion transport. The transcript is spliced from 16 exons. The coding region runs from base 181 to 2718 and encodes 845 amino acids. Gene Ontology annotation, molecular function: signaling receptor activity; ligand-gated monoatomic ion channel activity. Lineage: Eukaryota; Metazoa; Arthropoda; Insecta; Hymenoptera; Eulophidae.
GAGUAAAAGCGCGACCUUUUUUUGCACCCAACCCCGUAACCCGGAUUCACUUUCCUCGCAAUCGUCUUCGAGACUGAACGUAUACACUGCUCAAUAUUUCAACGCUGUCGAAUGUGUUAUAACAUCUCGUCGCGUCAAACUGCCGAGUGAGUCGUUGGAUGUCGAAGGGUACGAAGUAUAAUGUUACUUAUGUCGUUGUUGCUUUUGCUGAGAUUUGAAUGGACAAUUGGAUACAAUGAUUUUCCAUCGUUGAUGACUGCUAAUGCUACAAUGGCUGUCGUUGUUGAGAAAACAUUCUUCAAGGACGACAACGACUACAGAGAUGGAUUAGCGGACAUUACUGAUUUAGUCAUUGGUAUCAUAAAGGACAAUAUGAAGAAAGGUGGUAUUGAUACAUUUGUAUUUGGAGAUACCAAUACUGACUUGAAACGAGAUUAUACGAUUUUACUCUCAGUGGCAACUUGCCAGACAACUUGGAAUUUAUUCAAGCGAGCGCUGCAGGAAAAGCUUGUGCAUCUAGCUAUAACUGAUUCGGAUUGUCCGAGGUUGCCGGAGGGCGAUGGCAUAAGUUUGCCACUUAUUGAUUCUGGUGAGGAAUUGGCACAAAUCUUUCUCGAUCUUCGAAUGUCAGCCACUCUUGCGUGGACCAAAAUUAAUUUUCUCCAUGAUGACACUUUUGAUCGCGACAUGAUCAGUCGAGUGGUAAAGGCGUUGUCGGUGGAGUUGCCGAACAAAAGGUUAUUGCUGUCGACCCGUGCCAUCUUUUCCGUGCACUACGACAAGUCAGAUAGUGUUAUGAAGCAACGUAUUCACAAUAUGCUUGCGGACUUUCACGUCGAACAGUUGGGUAGCUGUUUCAUGGUCAUCAUUUCCAUUGAUAUGGUGCCUACCAUGAUGGAAGUUGCAAAGUCACUGAGAAUGGUGAACCCAGAAAGCCAAUGGCUGUACGUCAUUAGCGACGGUGCGGGCCACGAUGCCAACGUCACAAUGUUCCUCGACCUCCUCGCCGAGGGCGAAAACGUCGCUUUCAUCUACAACGCCACCAACCUUGGCCCCGAGUGCAGCAUGGGACUGGCGUGUCACAUCAAAGAAUUGGUGCGCGCGUUGGCGAGAGAAUUGACUGAGCUCCGCUCUGGCACGACCAACACCUGCGGGGAGUGUAUCAGUUGGAAAAUCGCGUCGGCAAUCACAUGGGGCGCAUCGUUUGCCAUCAACGAAGCGAAACAACAUCGCAAAGCCAAAACAGAAUCCAAGAAGAAAGCCAUCGGCGAACUCAUUGACUCGGGCACCUGGAGUUCGGCCCCUGGUGUUCGAAUGAAUGAAGUGUUAUUUCCCCACAUCGAGCAUGGCUUUCGGGGCAGGUCACUGCCCGUAUCGAUCUAUCAUAAUCCACCCUGGCAGAUCCUCUCACUCUCGAACACAGAUCAGCUAGAAUUCGGAGGAUUGGUCUUUAACAUUCUCGAUUAUCUGAGCUUGAAGUUAAAUUUUACGUAUACCAUGCAGUUGCCGUCGGACAACGAUGUACUACGCAAAUCCCAGCAUGAUAAUAACAAUAAUACCAUCAAGAGCAAGAAAACCGUCAAAUUCGAUGAGAACGAGGCAGCGAUAUCAGUAGCACGGAAAGUGCCAGCGGAAUUGAUCGAGCUUGUACGCGAUGCGCGAGUGUUCCUUGCAGCGGCUGCUGUUACGAUUGGCGAGAACACGAGAAACAUCAAUUACACUUACAUGAUCGCCCAACAGACCUACUCGCUAUUGUCGGCCAAGCCGAAGCUGCUUUCACGUGCUCUUCUAUUCAUGGCACCCUUUACGUCCGAGACAUGGGCGUGUCUAACAUCAACACUUUUAUUGGUUGGACCGUUUCUGUACAUGAUUAUAAAACUAAGCCCAAAACCAAUGGAACCCGACGAAGUCGUUGGCCUUUCGACCACUUGGCAAUGCACUUGGUACGUUUAUGGCGCUCUUUUACAACAAGGUGGUAUGAGUCUACCAAAGGCAGACAGUGCGCGUUUGAUAGUUGCCACCUGGUGGAUCGUAGUUAUGGUCGUAGUUGCAACUUAUUCUGGCAAUCUUAUCGCUUUUCUGACUUUUCCACGAAUGGACGAUCCAAUUGAUACCGUUGACGAUCUUAUCGCGCGUCAAAAUGAAUUCACUUGGGUUUAUCCCAACGGCAGUGCUUUGCAAAAUUAUCUCGUUACUGCUUCGCAGGAGACUGAUAAGUACAAAAAGCUACUGGACGGUGCCAAGCAAGAGGAUCCAACCGAGCCGCGUCGUGCAUUGGCUAAGGUGAAGGAUAGCAAUUAUGUUUUAAUAGAUUGGCGUACGUCUGAGGCCUUUCUCAUGCGACUUGAUCUUAUCGAAACCGGUGUAUGUAACUUUCACGUUGGCACUGAGAAUUUCAUGCAUGAAAAUAUGGGAUUACUCGUUGCUGCUAAUAACCCUUAUAUUGAUCUCAUCAAUAAUGCAAUCAUAAGAAUGCACGAAGCAGGCCUUAUCAGCAAGUGGUCGUUGGACGUACUACCAUUGAAAGACAAAUGCUUCGUAAAUAAAGCAAGUCAGGAAGUCACCAAUCACAAAGUUGACAUGGGCGAUAUGCAAGGAAUAUUUUUCGUACUCGCCAUCGGAUUCACUCUGGCGGUGGUUCUCAUCGGUAGCGAGUUCAUCUGGCACCACCGGAAAAUCCUUGCUGAGAAAAAUUUGAUUCGACCGUUCGCAUCGUAAAUUCGUUUCCUCGGCCUUUUUUCGUCUAACUAUUUUAUUAUGCACCUACACGUGUAAUUCGUCGACAAGGAUUAUGUAAUUGAUUUUUCCUUUGGGAAUGAUAUUUUUGUAUUAAAUGUUGUAGUUAAUAAAAAA